Messenger RNA from Naumovozyma dairenensis CBS 421, 747 nucleotides. RefSeq names its product putative phosphoric monoester hydrolase (gene PYP1). The coding region runs from base 1 to 747 and encodes 248 amino acids. NCBI's taxonomy places the organism in Eukaryota, Fungi, Ascomycota, Saccharomycetes, Saccharomycetales, Saccharomycetaceae. Gene Ontology annotation, molecular function: phosphatase activity. The transcript has a single exon. The record is from RefSeq and is a predicted model, not a curated record.
AUGACAAACACAAACAGCAAAAUGGUUAAAGCAGUCAUCUUCACCGAUUUCGACGGAACAGUCACCUGGCAAGAUUCCAACGAUUACCUUACUGACCAUUAUGGGUUCGGUAAGGAAGCUCGUGCUAAGAUCUUCGAAGGUGUCCUUGAUGGUUCCAAAUCAUUCAGAGAUGGAUUCACUGCCAUGAUUGAUUCCAUUCAAACUCCAUUAGAAGAAUGUAAGAAGAUUUUGGAAACUAAGAUCCAAUUAGACCCAGGUUUCAAAGAUACCUUUGAAUGGGCUCAACAAAAUAAUGUCCCUAUCGUGGUCGUGUCUAGUGGGAUGAGACCAAUUAUUAAGGAUUUGUUGUCUAGAUUACUUGGUGCUGAUUCUAUUGAUAAGAUCGAUAUCGAAUCCAAUGAAGUCGAAGUCGAUGAGCAAAAUCAAUGGAAGGUUAUUUACAAAGAUGAAACUCCAUUCGGUCAUGAUAAAUCAAUUACUAUUGAUGAUUAUAAGAAGAAAUUUGAAUCUGGAUUGAAACAAGGUGAAACUAGACCAACUUACUUUUAUUGUGGUGAUGGUAUUUCUGAUUUAAGUGCCGCUAAGGAAUGUGAUUUGUUGUUCGCCAAGAGAGGUAAAGAUUUGGUCACUUUCUGUAAGAGACAAAAUGUCCCAUUCCAUGAAUUCGAUACUUAUGCAGAUAUUUUGGCUAGUAUGAAAGAUGUUUUGGAUGGUAAGAAGACUGUCACUGAAUUAAUGGAGAAUUAA